AUGACAGCAGAAGCUCAGAAAAUAGUGGUGAUCCAGGAUGCAUCUAAAGACAUCGUUAGUUCGAGCACAAUUCAAUUAGUCCUGCAUGGCUUAUCACAUAAGCCUGGGGAUGAACUUACACUUCUUGCAGUUCUUCACCAGGUUAAUAACCCUAGUACGUUAUCUCUCAUGAAAGCUGGGAGACUGUUGGGAUACAGGAACAAAAUGGAUUCCAGUUCAUUUUUUGGAACAAACCAGAAAGUCAUUCAAGAAGAGAUUGAGAGGAAAACGGAGGAGUAUCGUAACAAAGUGGAAAUUACAAUGAUUUCUCAGAUAUGUAAAUGCGCAGAGAUUAAGUUCCACAUGGAAGUACUCGCUGGCCCGUCUCCAAAGAUGGUUGCUGCAGAUGCUGCCAAAGGAUUAGGAGCAACGUGGGUUAUUCUUGAUAGGCAAAUGAAGAAAGACAAGCAAUUCUUCAUGGAGAAUUUGACAUGUGGUAUAUCGAGGGUGAAGCGUAACAACUCUGUUGAACAACUGAGAGGCCCAAAACCAAUUGAGAACAGCAAGCCAGCAGCUGAAAGGCGCACCACCAGGAGACGUAUCAAAGAACAAGUAAAAUAUGAUGAAAUGAUACCCGGAGAUGAAGAACUCUCUCCUAAAAAAACUCCAAGUCUUCCAAAUAUCAGUAAUGGCAAAGAACAAGAUGCUGAUGUUCGCGGACACCCAUGGCCUAAUUAUGGGAAAUCUGCUUCCUCAUCAAAUGAGCAGCCAACAACUUCAAGCCUUGGGACUACUGAAGCCUUACCUUCUGUUCUUGCUGGUCAUUUUCAAGAGGUAGAAAUCACUACAAAUACUGGAAGAGGAAAGGCAGAAGUCCCUCCUCCAAUUGCAAGGGUUCAAGCGAGUGAUCAAAAGGAAACAGAUAACGCUGGGAGCCCAGAUGAAUCUAAACAGCACAGCUACAAGAAUGAUUGGAUAGGAGAAUGUCAAGCAGAUGAGGAAUUUAAAAAUUCAACCUGCACAGUUUGCAAUAAUCAACGACCAAAGAUCGGAUGGAAGAGAGACUUUACUUAUGCAGAACUCCAAGCUGCUACUGAUGGUUUUUCCACAAAGAACUUCCUAUCUGAAGGUGGAUUUGGUUCAGUCUACAAAGGAGAACUGAAUGGGGUGAAGAUUGCUGUAAAGCAACAUAAAAAUGCAAGCUUCCAAGGAGAGAAAGAAUUUAAGUCUGAAGUUCAUGUACUCAGCAAAGCAAGACAUGAAAAUUUGGUUAUGCUGUUAGGAUCAUGUUCAGAAGGAAGACAGAGGCUCCUUGUUUACGAAUAUGUUUGCAACGGUUCUUUGGAUCAACAUUUAUCAACACAUAACACCAGGCCUCUCAGUUGGGAUAAGAAGAUAAAAAUCGCUACUGGAGCUGCAAAAGGGUUAAAAUAUCUGCAUGAGAACAACAUCAUCCAUAGGGACGUGAGACCAAACAACGUCCUCGUGUCACAUGAUUAUGAAUCCCUGCUAGGAGAUUUUGGUCUUGCAAGAACUCAACAUGAAGACUCAGAUCGAUCAACAGACACAACAACAGUUGUCGGAACUUUGGGAUAUUUGGCACCAGAAUAUGCAGAAAGUGGGAAAGUGUCAACCAAGACAGAUGUUUAUGCUUUCGGGGUCAUUCUAUUACAGCUUAUCACAGGAAUGAGGCCUACAGACAAGAAGCUUGGAGGGAAAAGUCUUGUGGGAUGGGCAAGACCACUAUUGAAAGAAAGGAAUUACCCAGAUUUAAUCGACCCAAGGAAUGUAGAUGCGCAUGAUGUGCAUCAACUCUAUUGGAUGGUUCGGGUAGCAGAAAAAUGUCUCAGCAGGGAUCCUUACAAGAGAUUAACUAUGGAUAAGGUAGUUUAUGCUUUAGAUUACCUGAAUGAAGCCAACCAAAAUUGUAUCACUGGAGACUUCUCCCCAGCACAUUCUGAAUCUGCUGGAAGCAGACUGGGCUCUUCUGAAUCACACGGUGGACAAGGUGACAAUUACAUUAGUAUAGACAUUACUCCAGAAGGAGGCUACAUGGCCGGAAAGCUCUUGCCAAUAUCGCCUUCCCCUCCAUCAACAUGUUCAGAAACGUCAUGCGUUUCCCCAGUGUCAGAGCAAUCCACCUUGGGUAGCACUGCAAGUUUUGAAGACAAGAGAUAA
Molecule: messenger RNA, 2157 nt
Organism: Rosa chinensis
Lineage: Eukaryota; Viridiplantae; Streptophyta; Magnoliopsida; Rosales; Rosaceae
Product: serine/threonine-protein kinase PCRK1
Exons: 9
Coding region: 1-2157 (718 amino acids)
Biological process (GO): protein phosphorylation
Cellular component (GO): plasma membrane
Molecular function (GO): ATP binding; protein tyrosine kinase activity
Source: RefSeq, a predicted model, not a curated record